AUGACCACCGAAGUUUCACGAGUCGGAAGAUUGCGACAGUCUUUUAGGCACAAGGUGAGUAUUUUCAGGUUUUGUUGGAAAUUUCGAGAUUUUCAGGCACAAAAUGUGAGGGAAGAUGUGCAGGAAAGAUUGAGGAGGGCGAGAAAAGUUCCAAGAUGGGUCAGGAUUUUGAGAACGGUGAGCUUUUGCAAAAAUUCAAAAAAAAACUUUUUUGAAAAUAAAAAAAAUUCCCGCGUGAGGUAGGCAGCGUGCACGCGGAGUAUCGUUGUUUUAUUUUUAUUUUUUUGCAUUUGAAUUUUUUAAUAGGGGUGCAGACUUCUCAUUUUCGAAUCAACGUUCCAAUUAAACCACGAUUUUUGCAGAUCUACUAUGAAUACGGGUUAAAACACGUGUGCUUGAUAACAUUGCUCAUAUUAUAUCAAUUCCUAGGCGCUGGAAUUUUCUAUUUCUGCGAAGCUGGCUACGAUGAAGAUAAGGAAAAUACAUGGAACCUAAAGUGAGUUUUUGUUUCACCAAAAAAAUUUCGCAAACUUCCCCGGGGAGUAAAGUGGAAGUAAUUUGUCAACUCGAACUUUUUCAACAAAAAGACAAAGAAGCUUGCAGAAUCGCUGAAAAUCGUACCAAAUUCGUAGAAGAACUCAUCGUCCCAAAACUUUUCAACAACACAAAAUACCUGUUUUUUCUGUCACAAAAUCAGACAGAAGAAGUGUCGACAAUUCUUCACAGCCUGGUUUCGGGAUAUGAGAAACAGUUGGGCAUUCGAUAUACGGAUCAGAAAAUUAAGUGGGAUUUUUGGAAUGCGAUGUUGUAUGCGCAGACGAUUUGCACGACGAUUGGAUAUGGACAUUUGUAUCCAUCAACUGUGCCGGGAAGAUUGUUCACGAUGAUUUAUGCGAUUUUUGGGAUUCCAUUAGUUUUAUCGAUUUUAGAUGAUUUGGGUGAGAUUUUUUGUACCAGAAAUGUUGAAGAUUUUUUUCACAAUCAUAAAACAUCUGGAUUCCAGGAAAACUUCUAACCCGCUGCUUGAAAACCCCUUGGUGGCUCCUCAAAUGCGGUUGCCGUCGCGCUUUCCGCUACUGCACCAAACAAACUCUUGCCGAAAUCAAAAAACUGGACGACGAAGAUCGGCGAGAUCUCGAAAUAUUCGAUCUCCCCAUCCCCAUCGCGAUUUUCGUCGUAAUCGCAUGGAUCUUCAUUUGCUCGGCAACGUUUUGUAUUUGGGAAUCGGACUGGGAUUAUUUCGUCGCCUUUUAUUUCUUCUUCAUUUCGUUGAGUACAAUUGGUUUGGGUGAUAUCACACCAACUCAGCCCAAAUAUUUGCUCAUGUUAUUUAUUUAUAUCAUAAUUGGUCUUUCAUUAGUCUCAAUGUGUAUUAAUCUGAUUCAGGCGAAAUUGGAGCGAACUUAUGAGGCUGGAAGAGUUAUCGAAACUACGAUUCUAAGUGCUGGAGGAGUUAUGGUCGAGGAGAAGAAGGUUAUAAGACGUGGAAGUAGUCUGGGAAUAUUUCGAAGUUCAAGCAGUGCUCAUUCGCUAUCCAGAAGAGAAUCUGCAAAUUCCAAAAAACAUCAUCAAAACAAAAAUAUUCAAACAGUUCUGUCAUUUCCAGCAACUUGCGGGAAAUCUUCGGGAAAUGAUAAUAAUAACGAGUCGCAUAUCUCUAAAACGAUAUCGCAGUCCUCGUCAAAAUAUCGAUUUUUGCCACGUAGUUUAUCGAUUGAUGACGUCAUGCGGAUGGUGGACACGGAGGAUGGCGAUAUUUUGGUGGGUUUUAUUCAAAAGUCAAGAAAAAACACAAAAUUUCCAGGUUCUGACUGAUUUGAUUCGCGACGAGUCGACUUUGAGUGGAACGAGUUGCGAUGAGACGAGUAGUAAUAGCCAGAUUGUUGUGAUUUCCAAAAGUUUCGAGACGACUAUGACUAAUCCAAAGAUGACAGUUCCCACCUCGCAUUCGGAUCCGGGUAGGAAUUUGGAGCAUUUUGAUACCAAAUUUGCAUAUUUUCGGUGAAAAAUUGGAAUUUUUGAAUUUUUUUUCAAAAUUCGUGAAUUUUAAUCACUAUGUCGCUGAAAAUUUCAAUUUCAAACUAUAAUUCAAAAAAAAAUUCCCCUACAGUACCCUAAAUUUACAGUAACCUCCCGCCCCUCAACUUCUUCCACCAUCUCCUCUUCCCAUCACCCGCAAUUCUCCCGCCGCCCGCCUCCCGUUCCCGAAAGCACUUUGGAGCAAUUGGAAGAGCUCGAAGAUCGUCUAGCGUUGAGCCACGCGUCGACACAAUUGCUGGGCAAUACAGUACACUUCAGAUCGCGGUGAGACCCAUUUUCUUUUAUUUAUCUGAAGUAUUAACUGAAUUUCAGGCUCUCGCUGAUUCCCGAGCAAAUUCCAUCGACAGUUGAAGAGGGUUCGGAGCCAACAUCUCCCCUUUCACCGGACGAAAAUUCGGAAAAACACAACCAAAACAAAAAAUUCCGAUUUUUUCGAAGGAAAUGA
Molecule: messenger RNA, 2485 nt
Organism: Caenorhabditis angaria
Lineage: Eukaryota; Metazoa; Nematoda; Chromadorea; Rhabditida; Rhabditidae
Source: the annotation of a GenBank genome assembly